Phoenix dactylifera (date palm) is the source of this 4314-nucleotide messenger RNA. The record is from RefSeq and is a predicted model, not a curated record. NCBI's taxonomy places the organism in Eukaryota, Viridiplantae, Streptophyta, Magnoliopsida, Arecales, Arecaceae.
AUGGCGGAGGCACCGCCACUAGGAGGGGGCACGGACCAUUCUACUGCCGUGCAGCGUGUCAGGGCAGCAGUUAUGGGGGCCAUAGCCGUAGCUAGUGGCGAGGAGGGGCGAGACUGCCGGGGCGCCGAGCCUGAGGGUGGUUCCGUGACUCUGGGAGAGGAUGGGGGGGCGGCCAAGCCGUCCUUCAUGUCUACUUUCAAACGACUAGUCCAGGUCCAUAGUCCGGAGAUCUGUUUCCUUUGUGAGACCCGAUUAUCUGGCGACGGGCUCAGCCGUUUGAGACGACGCAUGGAGAGGGAUUGGGAGACCUAUGCAGUCGACUCCCAGGGGCUGUCGGGAGGCAUCUUGGUUCUGUGGAGGCGGGGUGUGGGGACAGUUGAUGUCUUCCACAACUGCUCCCAACAAGUAAUCAUGAUAGUAUCACGACCCGACGCUGCUCCAUGGGUACUGUGUGGUGUGUACGCUAGCACGGACCAUCGGGCUAGGAGAGUCCUCUGGCAGGAGAUCACCAACCUGACCGCCCAGGGCAUCCCGGCGGUAGCAAUUAGUGAUUUCAAUUGUAUCCAGAGCGAAAAUGAGAAGCGGGGGGGAGCUGCUUUCACGGAUCGAGUGGACAGGAGAGAGUUUCGAGACUUUGUGUCGCGGAACGGCCUAGUAGACUUGGGUUUCUCGGGACCACAGUUUACCUGGUGCAAUAAUCAGUUGGGUAGUGCUAGGGUUUGGGAGCGAUUAGAUAGGGCUUUUGCGACCCCUGAUUGGAUCCUCCGUUUUCCCACAGGCCGAGUUAGUCAUUUGCCACGGAUUGCCUCGGACCACUGCCCACUGCUACUGUCCACCUCAUCAGGCCCCACGCACUGCAGCCCCUUCCACUUUGAGAAGGUCUGGCUGUCGUACCCCCAGUCUUGGGAUAUUGUUCGCGAUGCGUGGCGGGCCCCGGUGCAUGGUGAUGCCAUGCAACGGGUCUCACGCAAACUUGAGCUGACCAAACGGCGCCUCCGCCGAUGGAACCGUGAAGUUGUGGGCGAUAUCUUUCGACGACUGGAGGGGGUUGAGACCUCGAUCGCUGAGCUGCAGAGAAAGGAAGACCUAGGAGGCGUGCUUCCGGAGGACGAUAUGGCCGAUCUCCGGGGACUUCUUGCGACUCACCAUUCGCUGCUACGGCAGCAUGAGAUUUUUUGGCGACAAAAAUCUCGGGUGCAGUGGGUAAGCGAGGGUGAUCGCAACACCAGGUUUUUUCACCGGUCGACGGUUAUCCGGAGACUGAGGAGCAUGAUCCACUCACUGCGAGAUGGAUCUGGACAUCGUGUGGAGGGCGAGCCUGCCAUCCGGCAGGUCUUACUCGAUUUUUUCCGAUCUAGAUGGACGGAGGAUGAGGAGGCCACUGAUGGGGACCCCUCUCUGACGGUGGAUGCAGGCAUUUGUGAUGCUGAGAGUGUAUCUCUGACCCGGCAGGUGUCGGCACAGGAGGUACAGGAGGCAGUCUGGGCCUUGGCAGUGGACAAGGCCCCGGGACCUGACGGUUUCCCCCCCUUUUUCUUUCGGCAGUAUUGGGGUAUUAUUCGACUCGCGGUGGUGGAGGCUAUCCAGUGUUUCUUUGCCCACGCAGCUAUGCCUGUGGACUGGAAGGCCACCUUCAUCACACUAAUACCUAAACGUCAAAAUGCGGCUGAACCUUGUCACUUUAGGCCCAUUAGCUUGUGCACAACCCUAUACAAGGUUGUGGCAAGAAUUAUGGUGGGCAGAAUGAAACCCCUCCUGCCUGGUAUCAUUUGCCAGGAGCAGGGGGCUUUUGUGGCCGGCAGGAAUAUUUCUCAUAAUGUCAUGUUGGCCCAGGAAAUGAUGUGGGAUCUCUGGCGAGCAUCGAAGCGGCACUGCCUGAUGGCAGUCAAGCUGGAUAUGGAGCGGGCUUACGACAGGAUCAGGUGGAGCUUUCUUCAGCGUGCGCUGGAGGCAUAUGGCUUUCCCAGGCAGUGGAUCGGCUGGGUUAUGGGGUGUGUCCGGGAGCCAAGGUUUUCUAUCUUGAUCAACGGCACGCCAACACCUUUCUUCGAGUCCUCCAUAGGACUACGGCAGGGAUGUCCCUUAUCCCCUUAUCUGUUUAUUAUCUGUGCUGAUGUUUUAUCUCGGUCUCUGCAGAGAGCGUGUGCUAGCCGGGAGCUGGAGGCUUAUGUCCCAGCCAUGGGGGCCCACCCUCUCACCCACUUACUCUUUGCUGAUGAUUGUCUUCUUAUGGCCAGGGCACGGACUUCAGCGGCUCGGGUUCUUCGCCGGGUGGUAGCGGCCUACUGCGCGGCGUCCGGACAGAGAGUGAAUUUUUCCAAAUCCACCAUCUCUUUCAGCCCCAGCACAGAGAGCGGAGUCAGACAGGAGAUCAGGGGGAUCUUGCAGAUACCGGAGCAGGAGGGGACACUUACCUACUUAGGUGUGCCUACUAUUGGCCGUAGGCUAUGGGUGGUUGAGUGUUCCGGUUUGGUGCAGCGUGUUCAGAGCAGGCUGGAGGGUUGGAGGGCGUCUUCUUUAUCCAUGAUGGGGAGAGUGACGCUGGUCAGAGCGGCGUUGGGAUCUAUACCGGUGUAUCUCAUGGCCAACACAGUGGUUCCAAAGUCGGUCCUGUUAAGGAUCGAACGCCUUCUUCGGAAUUUCCUGUGGGGGUCAUACGGUGGAGGUCAUGGCGUGCACCUGGUAGCUUGGGAGCAGGUUUGCAGGCCCACUAGUGAGGGUGGUCUGGGAGUGCAGUCCCUCAUUGAGAGGCGCGAGGCGUUCAUUGCUCGGCAUGCGGCUCGGUUCAUAUUAGAGCCACACGGCUUCUGGAGUCAGGUGAUGGCAGCCAGAUAUGGCCGAGGGGCUUCGGGGGUGGCACAGAGUGGUCGCCGAGUAUCCUUCAUGUGGCGUGAGAUCGGGAGGUACCUGCCGUCAGUAUCGGCACAUAUCAGGUGUUUGAUUGGCGACGGCCGUAGUAUUGAUGUGACCGGCGACUCAUGGGUGGACUCCUUGCCCCUGAGCAGUUGGCCGACUAUGUUUGACACAGAGGCAGCUGAGGGGCUACGGGUGUGCGACCUCCUAGCACCAGGAGGUGCAGAGUGGGAUGAGGCCAGACUCAGGCUAUUAUUCGGGGUACACCUAUCUGCGAGGAUUCGAUCCCUCCUGUUACCAGGAUGCGGGGGGCCAGAUGUCAGGGUGUGGGGCACUUCGAGCCGGGCCAGUGUCAGGCUGAGAGACCUCACGCGCGCCAUUCAGCCAGAGCACGAGCCAGGCCCGGAUAGCACGUGGAUUUGGAGAUCCGGACUUCACCCGAGGGUAGCUCUCUUUCUAUGGAAGGUGUUCUGGGACCGCCUUCCUACGAGAGCAGAGUUGAGCAGGCGUGGUUGGGGGAUCCCGGCUGAGUGCGGGACGUGUGGAGCUGAGGAGUCAGUGGACCACGUUAUCUUCCAGUGUACAUGGGCGAGGUCGACAUGGCAGUGGGCAGGGAUCCCGCAGGAGGCCCGGAGUGAGCGGCUACAGUUUCUCCGGGUGAUACGGCAGUGGUUAGCCAGUUUACAGACCCGUGAGGAGGGCAUUAGAGCUACUUGCACAGCACUUCAGAUCUGGCUGGCAAGGAAUGCCCGCACUCUCGUUUUGAAUGCCUCUUCCCUUUCAAGCCAAUUGUUUGUUAUUGAAACCUUGACUGAAAAUAAUUAUGUGAGAUGGAAACGAGACAUAGAAAUAGCACUCGGUCUCUUGGGUUUAGAUUUUGCUUUGGAGGAGCUGCCUUCAAAACCAACAUAUAAGAGCACUGUCGAGUCCAAGGCUGAGUAUGUCAAGUGGGAAAGAAUUAUCAAGCAUUCUAUAUCUAAUUCCACUAUACCGGACAACGACAAUGCUAAGAAUUUUUUGGAUGCGAUAGCACAAAGAUUUGUGGAGUCUGAUAAGGCUGAAACUGGAGACCUAAUGGAUAAAUUUAUGAGUAUAAAAUAUGAUGGUACUUGUGGAGUUAGAGAGUACAUUAUGAAAAUGCUGUACAUAAGUUCUAAAUUGGAAGCCUUCAAAGUAUCAAUUGCAGAGCAUUUUCUUAUCUAUCAUGCUCUUAAUAGCAUUUCCAGCCAGUUCAAUCAGCUUAAGAUUGCUUAUAAUGCUCAGUGUGACAAAUGGGAUUUGAAUGAUUUGAUUGCUGUGUGUGCCCAAGAGGAGUAUAGAAUGCGUCGUGAGACUGUUGAAACUGUGCAACUGACCUAUCAGCCUUCUCAGAACAAAGGAUCUUCUCACAAUCAUAAGGCUAAAUUCCAUAAGGGCAACAAGCCUCACUACAAUCAGCAGAACAGAGGGUCUCGAGGAUAG